Messenger RNA from Micropterus salmoides (largemouth bass), 6314 nucleotides. RefSeq names its product supervillin-like. The transcript is spliced from 29 exons. Gene Ontology annotation, biological process: actin polymerization or depolymerization; barbed-end actin filament capping; actin filament severing. NCBI's taxonomy places the organism in Eukaryota, Metazoa, Chordata, Actinopteri, Centrarchiformes, Centrarchidae. Gene Ontology annotation, cellular component: cytoplasm; actin cytoskeleton. The record is from RefSeq and is a predicted model, not a curated record. Gene Ontology annotation, molecular function: actin filament binding; phosphatidylinositol-4,5-bisphosphate binding. The coding region runs from base 513 to 5042 and encodes 1509 amino acids.
UGCCAGUAGCUCUCAUUGCCUACCGCCUCUGCACCCUGCACGGGCAGGACAGAGCCGUGUCUCCCCUCAGUUUCUGUGGAAGAUGAGUACAGAAAGCCAGGCUGUUUUCUAAAGAGAAGUGUCGCUUUAUUUCUAUUUUUCCUUUCAUUGUCGUCAAGGACUCGCUCUUGCCGGUGUCGUCUAAUAUUACCAGUGACGUGCUGUGGUGUACCUUAGCUUCGUCAGGAACUUUCCAAAACAUCAGCGAACGUGCAGUUAAAACUGCACUGCGGUUUCGUCGUAUUUAGUUUGAACGUCUGUCUUACAGGGGUCCCGCUGUAAUAUCUCCGCGGACGCUUGAGAAGAUCUCCAUAACGGAUUGCAGCGCUGGGAUGAUUUUGAUGGAGUGAGACAUUGCUGUCAAGGGAGAUCUACAAGAAAAGCUGAUCUACAUUUCCAGGUUAGGACAACUGAAGUACCAACUUGGAAUCUCCUCACCUGCACUCGAACCCUGAACUGAAUUGAACUGCAAAAUGGAUGGAAUAGACACCUUGCAGAGCUCAGCCCUAGAGACCAAGGCUGAGCGAAUUGCUCGCUACAAGGCAGAAAGGAGGAGGGAGCUUGCGGAGCGCUAUGGCAACACAGACGAAUUCACUUCCAAAUAUGUCCGUAGGGAAAGGAAGAUUGGCGACACAUCCGAAACAGUGUCUUCAGAAGCAAAGGAGAAGGAAAAAUGUGAGGAUAAUGGAUCAGAGAAAACAUAUACCAGGAGGGGCCUCAGGAAUAAAUCCAUGGAGCACACUGAUGAUGAGCCCGCCCAGGAAAAAGAGAGUACCACUCAAGUCAAAACAGACAUAGUUUUAUCAUCUAAAUCAGAAGCUGUCUCCUCCACAAAGACACCCUCUCAUUCCAGGCUGCUGGAAACUGAUGACAGAGAUGAGCUAAAGGCUGAUGAGAAGCCUGGGGACUCAGCUGAGAGGACUUCCAAGAUGUCUCUUUUUAAGGACCACGACAUGACGGAGGAUGGAAGUGGCCGACGUGCCAACAACAGGGUAAAGGGUCAGCUAAUGAGCAGCGACGAAGAGGAAACCUCUGCCAGCCUUCCCAAAACCGAAAUGAGCAAAGUAAUGGAUGAGAAAGAGGCCACAGAAGAACCUUCACUGCAGGAGCAGUGUGAAUAUGCUGCCACUGUGGAAGAAAAGAAGCCUUCCAGUCUCUACUCUGAGAGAGAUCUCCUCUCGAGCAAGAACAGAGACGCCUCUCCCCCUCCCUCUCCCUCUCCCUCUCCCUCACCCUCUCCCUCUCCCUCACCCUCACCCUCACCCUCUCCUCCCUGCCAGCUUUCCUCACUGCAGCGCCAAGACUCAGGGCCUCGGGGUAUCAAGGGAAUCCUAAAGAAAAGCCGCUCCACCAGCGUGGAGUCGGACCACAGCGAGGGCUCGACUCCAGAGUGUGCGCCGGCCCGACAAAGCAGCGUCAUCCUCAGCCACCUCGAGAACGAGGAGGAGAUGGAGGAGGAGGAGAUAGAAGAAGAACAUCAAGAAGAGGAAGAGGUCAGUGGGGAAAAUGACCAAGAGGACGAGUCACCGACAGACGAUAUCACAGAUGGGGGGAGCUUCAGUGUCAACAGACAACAGAGGGAGGGAAGCAGCACUAGCAGCAGAGGGAGCUUCGAGGAGAUGCAGAGCCCCUCGCCUGACGAUAGCUUGGAGCAGACGUCCAUAGUGUCGGAGGAUGUUGAGGAGCUGGAGAGCAGUCUGGAUUCAAGCAUUGGCUCCUCACUCAAACAGAGACUGGCAGAGUUCACAAGCGACAGUGAGAAGAAGAACAGAGUGAAGAAACCCAAACCAUCCGAGCUGAUCCAGACAUCACUGGCCGAUCGCUUCGGUCAGCUCCAAGGCGCUGAAAAUGCCUGGAAGAAAAAGACUUCUGGUGUAGAUGUGGAGCCUAAGAUGUCGCUGGCAGAGAGGAUGAAGAUCCUUAAAGACAAGGAGGAGCAGUGGAAGAACAAAGGCAAAGGAGCAGCCAACGACUCCAUCCAGUUCACUGUGGCAGGACGCAUGGCCAAGAGAGGUCUUGUGUCAGAUACCGGAAAAGAAGAGUCACCUCUUGUCUCUCUCAAGAAGUCCAAUGUCACACCUGUGAAGCCACUUGAAGAAAUCUCCAGUAGAACUGACGUCAAGGUGGAAGGAGAUAAAAGGCUUGACAAGCUUGAGUCUUUCCUCGACAAGCUCCACAAUAAAGGCGUGAGCAGUAGCAAGACAUCCACCAUCGAGGUGACGGCAGAGACGGAGAAAGAAGUGAUGACCCUGGACGACGAGGAGACGUUCGGCAACUUCUACAAACCUGUGUCACCCUCGACACUCCUGGACUCCAGUGUGGUUCUGACAGAGGAGGACUUCAGCCAGAUCCAGGCCGAUACACCAAAGCUCACGUCAGCCGUAGCAGAACACAAGCGGGCAGUGCGACCACCCAAAAGGAUUCAGGGCUCCAGAAACCCACUGCGGGCUCUAGCUGCCCGCAACGACAUUCGUCAGGUCUACACCGAGCAGAGGCUUAACGUAGCCACGGUGGAGACCAAGAGGAUCCAAGUGGAGAGGAUGGCAAAACACUCCAAAACAAACCUGGCCGAUGUGGCCUUGGCCGGUCUCGCCAGCAAGGAGAACUUUCGCAAGAUCAGCCUGCGCAGUGUGAAGUCCACCGAUGUCGUGACCAAUAACAGUGCCGUGCCUUUCAACAAGCUCAUGCUCAUUCGCAUCAAAGGUCGGAGGCACGUCCAAGUGCGCUUGAUGGAGCCCACAGCCCACUCUCUAAACAGUGGCGACUGCUUCCUUCUGAUAACGCCAAAGCACUGCUUCAUGUGGAGCGGAGAGUUUGCCAAUGUCAUUGAGAAAGCUAAGGCAUCGGAGAUGGCAUCGUUUGUCCAGACCAAGAGGGACCUCGGGUGUAAGGCCCCCCAGGUGACAGUUCUGGAGGAGGGCAUCAACACUGACAGCAGAUGGGCCAAAGAGUUCUGGAGUCUGCUGGGAGGACAGACCCAAUACAGAGGGGCAGGGGAGCCAGAUGAGGAUGAGCUGUAUGAGAGCGGGGUGUUGGACUCUAAUGGGGUGUACAGACUCCAAGGAGACAAACUGGUGCCUCAUGAAGACGCAUGGGCCUCUAUCCCGAGUGUCUCCUUGCUCAACUCUAAAGAGGUCUUAGUAUUUGAUUUUGGCAGCGAAGUGUAUGUCUGGCAUGGGAAAGACGUGCCCUUGGGUGACAGAAAAGUUGCUGUGAAACUGGGCAAACAGCUCUACAGCGGCAGCUAUGACUACAGCAACUGCAGGGUCAACCCUUUAGAUGCCUCCUGCACGAAUAAGGAUGUGCCUCAGCAGGGGGAGGGUCGUCCAAGCUGGACUCUGUUUGGCCGUCUGUCAGAGCACAAUGAGACAGCCCUGUUCAGAGAGAAGUUCCUGGACUGGGCCGAGAGGAAGAAGGAGGAAGCGGCUCAAGCUGAGGAAAUAAAGAGCCCAGUCUACUUCACCGAGCGUGCCCCAUUUGAAUUGGAGCUGCAGCCAUGUGAUGCCAAGGUCCUGCUGGACAACGAGCCGGAGCCGGUAAAGACAGUUCUGGAGGGGGUGAACGUCCAGCGGGGCCACGGCCUGGUGAGGGCAGACGAUGAAAGACAAGCAGAGUUGGCUACAAUAGCUGUAGACGCCUGGCACAUCAAAGAACACGGUGAGGAGGAAAUGCCUGAAAAGAGCCUGGGUCAACUUCACGAGGGCGAUGCAUACAUCAUCCGUUGGAAGUACUCCAUCACCACACUGGUGGGGAAGCGGCAGAAACCCGGGGAGCUGAGUGCUGGCGCUCCAGGAAGAGAGAGGACUGCUUGUUUCUUCUGGCAAGGCCGACACUCCAGCAUCAGUGAGAAAGGAACCUCAGCCCUAAUGACAGUGGAGCUGGGCAGCCAGAGGGGGUCACAAGUGUUGGUGAGUGAGGGGAAAGAGCCUCCAUGCUUCCUCCAGCUGUUCCAGGGAGGUUUGAUCAUCCACAAGGGCAGCAGAGAAGGCAGUGCCAACAACACAGAUGGCUGGAGGUUGUUCUGUGUCCGUGGUGAGGCGGAGGUGGAGGCCUCACUAGUGGAGGUAGAAUGCCAGCAUGCCAGUCUGCGCUCUCGUGCCAGCCUGGUGCUUCUUAAUGCUCAGAAAGGCCUUCUCUAUUUAUGGCACGGCUGCAAAGCUCACGUCAGUGCCAGGCUGGUGGCCAAAAGAGCUGCAGACAAAGUAACUCAGAGGUGUCCCCCAGAGUUAGGUCUGAGCAGCACCAGUAGCGUGAAAGUGGAGGAGGUGGAGGAAGGGUCCGAACCCGCAGAGUUCCAGAAGGCUCUAGGCCCGCAGGACAAGAAGGCCUACGACUGUAUGCUGCAAGAUCCAGGGAAGUACAACUACACACCCCGGCUGUUUCGGCUGAGCGCCAGCUCCGGAGUAUUCGAAGGGGAGGAGCAACUAUAUCCCGCCAGGGUGAUAGAGGGAGUCAUGGCGAUGCCCUUUCUGCAGGAGAACCUCUACUCCGCACAACAGCCAGCGCUGUUCCUGCUGGAUAACCGUAUGGAGGUGUACCUGUGGCAGGGCUGGCAGCCUGAAGACACACAGUGUACCGGCUCAGCGAAGAUACGCUGGAACAACGAGAGGAAGUGUGCCAUGGAGACGGUGCUUCAGUACUGCAAAGAAAAGAACCCUCGACGCCCCCCUCUGGCCUAUCUGGUCCUAGCAGGCUGUGAACCUCUAACCUUCACAAACAUCUUCCCGUACUGGGAGAAGGACACCAGUAUUGCUUCACUGGCAGAGGGCUCCAAAAACAAGGUGAUGUUAGUAAAGGAGGCGCUGUCUAACCUCAGUAAGCAGCAGUACUCCAUCGAGGAGCUGACCGGGAAACCGCUACCAGAGGGAGUGGACCCUCUGCGCCUGGAGGAUUAUCUGUCUGACCAGGACUUCAAGACACUUCUUGAGAUGAGUCGAGUUGAGUUCAAUGCCCUGCCAAACUGGAAGCAAAAGAAUCUCAAGAAAAGCAAGGGCCUGUUUUAAAACACACCAAUUUGUACACAAAUGUUUUCAGCAGCUUUUCUUACAUUUUGUAUUCCUCAUUGUGUAAAGGAUAAAGAAAAGCAAAUGUACAAUUUUGUUCAAAUGUUGAUCUAUUUUUAAAAACAAUGCCAUUUAAAAUUUUUCCCUGUUUCACUGAAAUAUUUUAGCCAACCAUUAUGUGCAAUUACUUCAUGUGAAUCUUCUUUUUGAUGGGAAGAUGUUUUCCUUGUAUGGUAAAAAUAGUUUCCCUCACAUUAUAAAUAUGUAAUAUACUAUAAAUGAAUGUGUUUUUAUGUUUACUCCAGACAGUGUCAAUUUUUGUGUUUGUGAAUGUGUUUUAUAAAAAUUGCCUGUGGUUAUUCAUCGAUUUUUAUAUUUCUCUACUUAGAAGUUGACAAAGAAAAGAAGCAAAACAAAUGAAAGUUCAGAGAACAAUCCAUGUCAUUUGUGAUUGUUUGAAAGAAAUGCGGUAAACAAAGAUUCUAGACACCUGGCUCAUCUAAAGUGUUAUGACAGCAAAAAUAAUCCAUUUAUAUCUUUUUUUUAUUUUUGUAUUGUAACAGAAAAUGUGCAGAGGACGUGUGACAAAGUAAACUCCAAAAUCCGAAAGAAAGCUGAAAAAUGAAAUGUUAACUCUUGACUUUGCUACCUUUACAUCGGCCUUUAAAAUGGACUCAACAAUUGUUCUAGUUUGGUACUGGAUACUUCCUGCUUCUCAUGAAUAACUGCCUGUGUGUCAGUGAUUGCAGCAUUCUAAUCAAAUGGUUGUUUAGGACCAAAUCUUUUGUCUUGUUAUAAGUGUUUCUUUGUGAAUCUGUGUGAGUGUAAAUGUACAACUUUAAAAGUAUUAAGUGUGUGUGUGUGUGUGUGUGUGUGUGUGUGUGUGUGUGUGUGUGUGUGUGUGUGUGUGUGUGUGUGUGUUUAUGUAAGAGAGACAGCAAGAGAGUAACUGUGCUGUAUAAACUGCCUUUACAGCUGUAGAUGACACCACAAAUGUAUACUGCAAAACUUGUCCUGUAUGUUAAUAUGACUGUAAUAUGCCUGUGAUGUCUGAAUAAGGAAAUUCUCUGCAUGAUGUUCACAAAAAAAAUUUUGCUUAAUCACAUUUGUUGCAAUAUGCAUCUUUUUUGUGAUACAUGAGAUCUGCAAUAUAUGUUGAGACAGCUUCCAGGCCAUCUUGUAUUUCAUGGCACAUAAAAGUAAACAUUGGUGGUAGGGAAAAUAAAAAUUAAUGCUCAAGAUUCCCUUUGAAAUAAAGUAUUUUUAAAAGUG